AUGUCCAACAAAAAGAACGAAGAUAUCGAGAUGCGGGCCGUGGAUGGCGGUAACGAGUUCGCGGCCGAGAAAGACCCCUUCCUCGGCCGGAGUUCUCCCAUACCAUCUCGCUCUCGUGGCGGUAGCCAACCCCCGGUUUCGAUCGACAAGAUCACCAACAGCCCGCUCGCGUCUAUCUUGGCCUACUGCCUGUCGUCUAUCAGCAUGACGGUUGUGAACAAAUACGUCGUGUCCGGGUCGGCGUGGAACUUGAAUUUCUUCUAUCUUGCUGUUCAGUCGCUUGUUUGCACUACUGCGAUUCUCCUUUGCAAGCACACCGGGCUCUUGAAGAACCUGGCGCCAUUUGACUCGACCAAAGCCAAGAGAUGGUUCCCCGUUUCUCUCCUCCUCGUCGGCAUGAUUUACACCGGCGCCAAGGCGCUCCAGUACCUCUCGGUCCCGGUAUACACGAUCUUCAAGAACUUGACCAUCAUUGUGAUCGCUUACGGCGAGGUCCUCUGGUUCGGCGGUAGUGUGACCCCGCUCGCGCUUCUCUCGUUCGGCCUGAUGGUGCUGAGCUCUGUGGUCGCUGCGUGGGCUGAUAUCCAGGCCGCUAUCGAUGGCGCCCACUCUGCUGAGACUUCGGCUGCCCUUGCGACCUUGAACACUGGAUAUGCGUGGAUGGGCAUGAACGUCGUCUGUACCUCGUCGUACAUUCUCGGCAUGCGCAAGGUCAUCAAGAAGAUGAACUUCAAGGACUACGACUCCAUGUUCUACAACAACCUCCUCACCGUUCCCGUGCUCGUCGUCUGCUCCCUUUUGGUCGAGGACUGGUCGUCCGAAAACCUGGCCCGCAACUUCCCCGAGGAGACCCGCAACAAGCUGAUGAUUGGCAUGAUCUACUCGGGUCUGGCCGCCAUCUUCAUCUCAUACUGCUCGGCCUGGUGUAUCCGCGUGACCUCGUCGACGACUUACUCGAUGGUCGGCGCCCUCAACAAGCUCCCGAUCGCCGUCAGCGGGCUCAUCUUCUUCGACGCGCCCAUCACUUUCGGCAGUGUCAGCGCCAUCUUCAUCGGCUUCGUCAGCGGUCUCGUCUUCGCCUGGGCCAAGGUCCGCCAAAAGGCCCAGGAGGCCGGCAUCCUGCCCACCAGCAACAAGCCCACGAUGAGCGCCAGCGCACAGAGCAACCGGGACGCCAACUCUUGA
Dichotomopilus funicola is the source of this 1185-nucleotide messenger RNA. RefSeq names its product GDP-mannose transporter. The record is from RefSeq and is a predicted model, not a curated record. Gene Ontology annotation, molecular function: GDP-fucose transmembrane transporter activity; antiporter activity. The transcript has 4 exons. NCBI's taxonomy places the organism in Eukaryota, Fungi, Ascomycota, Sordariomycetes, Sordariales, Chaetomiaceae. The coding region runs from base 1 to 1185 and encodes 394 amino acids. Gene Ontology annotation, cellular component: Golgi apparatus.